Messenger RNA from Metschnikowia bicuspidata var. bicuspidata NRRL YB-4993, 516 nucleotides. It is a transcript of the gene RPL32, whose product is annotated as 60S ribosomal eL32 domain-containing protein. The transcript is spliced from 2 exons. Lineage: Eukaryota; Fungi; Ascomycota; Pichiomycetes; Serinales; Metschnikowiaceae. Bases 1 to 516 code for a protein of 171 amino acids. The record is from RefSeq and is a predicted model, not a curated record. Gene Ontology annotation, cellular component: cytosolic large ribosomal subunit; ribosome. Gene Ontology annotation, biological process: translation. Gene Ontology annotation, molecular function: structural constituent of ribosome.
AUGCCCUCGCUCAUUGCUCAUUGUGUCCUGUACAUUACGACCAGUCUCCCGCCCGCAGCACCUCAGCGAAAAUUUUUAGCCAGUUCAAUCUCGUUCAGACCUCUUUCAUACUUAUCAACGAUCACUGUCAAGAUGGCUACUCCAAAGAUUGUCAAGAAGUACACCAAGAAGUUCAAGAGACACCACUCUGACAGAUACCACAGAGUUGGUGAGAGCUGGAGAAAGCAGAAGGGUAUUGACUCUUGUGUCAGAAGAAGAUUCAGAGGAACCAUUCCUCAACCAAACAUUGGUUACGGUUCCAACAAGAAGACCAAGCACAUGAUCCCAUCUGGCCACAGAGUCUACCUUGUCAGAAACGUCAACGACUUGGAUGUUUUGUUGAUGCACACCAAGACUUACGCUGCUGAGAUUGCUCACAACGUCUCCUCUAAGAACAGAGUUGACAUUGUUUCUAAGGCCAAGUCUCUCGGUGUCAAGGUGACCAACCCUAAGGGUAGAGUUUCCUUGGAGGCUUAA